AGAGGGAGAGGGAGCGGAGCGGAGUGGAGUUUGCGGGGAGGGAGGGAGGAAAGGAAAGGAGAAAGAAGGAGUCAGAUAGGUAGCGCUCGUCAGUCCAUUCGCGAGCUCGACAUCAGGCUCCGGAGCUUUCUGGACGUGUAACCCCCGUCUGUUGUCGAGCCUUAGCUUGGUCGCCGAUCUCGGCGAUUAUUGAAUCGUUAGCGGGAGGUUUCCCUACCCCCAGCCUCCCUCUCUAGGCCGGACUCUGUCUGUCUAUCUGUGUGUGUGUGUGUGUCAGUGAGUGGCGGUUGGUUGCUGUCAGCCUUCCCCCUCCCCUCUCUCUCUCUCUCGCUGUUGACAUGGCGCGCCUGGUUGCCGUCUGCAGAGACGGGGAGGAAGAGUUCCCCUUCGAGAAGAGGCAGAUCCCCCUCUACAUCGAUGACACCCUAACGAUGGUAAUGGAAUUCUCUGAUAAUAUGUUGAACCUUGACGGUCACCAGGUCAACAGUGCACAACUGAAACAAUUUAUCCAGCAACAUGGCAUGCUCAAGCAGCAAGACCUUAAUAUUGCUAUGAUGGUGACAUCCCGUGAAGUCUUCAGUGCACUUUCUCAGCUUGUUCCAUGUGUUGGGUGUCGACGCAGUGUGGAACGACUUUUUUCCCAGCUAGUAGAAUCUGGUAAUCCAGCUUUGGAGCCACUUUCAGUGGGGCCCACAGGAGUUCUUUCGGUAACUCGUGCUUGCAUGACGGAUGCAAAAAAACUGUUCACAUUAUUUUACGUGCACGGGUCUAAACUAAAUGAGACUAUUGAUGCAAUUCCUAAAAGUAAAAAGAACAAAAGAUGUCAGUUACAUUCGUUAGAUACGCACAAGCCAAAACCUUUAGGGGGUUGCUGGAUGGAUGUGUGGGAGCUAAUGUCUCAAGAAUGUAGGGAUGAAGUAGUAUUAAUUGACUCCAGUUGUCUUUUGGAAACACUAGAGACUUAUCUACGGAAACACAGGUUUUGCACUGAUUGUAAAAAUAAAGUGCUACGAGCGUACAAUAUUCUCAUUGGAGAAUUGGACUGCAGCAAAGAAAAGGGUUACUGUGCAGCUCUCUAUGAGGGACUACGUUGCUGUCCCCAUGAACGACACAUUCAUGUUUGCUGUGAGACUGACUUCAUUGCGCAUCUUUUGGGUCGUGCUGAGCCAGAGUUCGCAGGAGGGUAUGAGCGCAGGGAGCGACAUGCAAAAACCAUAGACAUUGCACAAGAAGAAGUCCUUACAUGUCUUGGUAUUCAUCUGUAUGAACGCUUGCACAGAAUUUGGCAGAAGUUACGUGCUGAAGAACAGACAUGGCAGAUGCUCUUUUACCUUGGCAUUGAUGCAUUGCGCAAAAGCUUUGAGAUGGCAAUUGAGAAGGUGCAAGGUAUUAGUCGAUUGGAGCAGCUUUGUGAGGAGCUCUCUGAAGAGGAGAGAGUUCGAGAGCUUAAGCAAGAAAAGAAACGCCAAAAACGGAAGAACAGACGUAAAAAUAAAUGUGCCUGUGAAAUAUCUGCCCAACUUCAAACUCCGGGAGAAACUAAACCCCAAGAGGAGACAACAUCAGAGUCAGUGGAAAGUAGCUGUAAAGACUGUGGCAGCAUUGAAGAUGCAAAUGGUAGAGUUGAAGUAAUUGUUACAAAUGAAAGUACAUCAUGUACAUGCCCUGGCAGUGAAAAUCUACUUGGAUCACCUAAAACCAAGAAAGGUUUAUCUCCACAUUGUAAUGGCAGUGACUGUGGUUACUCAUCAAGCAUGGAAGGCAGUGAGACAGGUUCCCGAGAAGGAUCAGAUGUAGCUUGUACUGAAGGUAUCUGCAAUCAUGAUGAAACAGGUGAUGACAGUUGUGCACAUCAUUGUGUAGAAGACAAAGAGGAGGAUGGAGUGGACAGUUGUGUAGAAUGCUGGGCUAAUGCUACUGAAGAGAACACAAAAGGCAAAAACAAGAAGAAAAAGAAGAAAGGCAAAGGUGCAAAAUGUGACGAUGGUGAAUGUACUGGAGAUUGUAACAUAGAUCUCAACAGACAAGAAAAUCUGGGUAACACUUUUCAUAAUGAGUUACACCAUGAAAAAACCAAAGAUAGCUGUAAUUCAAUAGAGAAGGAUGGUCAACAGCCUGCUUGGGUAGCACAGAUUCUGUCAGAAAAGCAUUUUGCACAAUCUUCACAAACUCCAUCACCAUGUCUGCCUGACUGGGGAAGAGGCACAAAAACCUUAAAGGAACUACUUGAAGAAUCUGAAUGUACUUCUGAGGAAGAGAUUUUCAUUACCCAAGAUGAAAUUCAGGCAUUUAUGACUAAUAAUCAGUCUUUCUACAUCAACCGAGAACAAUACCGGCAACAUCUGAAGGAGAAAUUUAACAAAUAUUGUCGCUCCAAUGAUUACAAUGUCUGCAAUGGUUGGCUGACGACAGCUGGUGUAAACUAGCAAAGAAAGCUUGAAACAGAAGCUAUCCUUUUCUACACAAACACACUCAAUGACCACUGCGCCUUCUCUCAAUCUUAAGAAAUAUAGAUUUUUGUUUCCUUUAAAAAUAAUUUUACCUUGAACAAUUGGUGGUGUGGUUUAUUUUAUUUUUCUUUCUACACUCUCCCAGGCUGGUGGUGGGGAGCACAUUUUUGCUCAUCUGCUUUCUUGAAGCUUAUGCAGUAUUCAGCCAGAUGUCUGCAAAAGCUUACUUAUACUUUUCAACAAAGCCUCUCCUCUCCCACUCACUAAAUGUUUCUCUUUACUGUGAGAAUUAUACAAAUGUCUAGUGACGAGAGAUGUCCUACCAAUAAAUGUGUACAGAGAAAAAUGAAACUUCUGAUUUAAGGUUUUACAAAAGACAUCCAUUUAAAAUGAUGUUUGGAUGUAAUAUGUACAAGCGCAAUGUGCAGAAUUUACAAAUAAAGAAUAUUUAUUGAUAUGCA
This is a messenger RNA of Chiloscyllium plagiosum (whitespotted bambooshark), 2911 nucleotides long. RefSeq names its product gametogenetin binding protein 2 (gene ggnbp2). NCBI's taxonomy places the organism in Eukaryota, Metazoa, Chordata, Chondrichthyes, Orectolobiformes, Hemiscylliidae. Gene Ontology annotation, cellular component: nucleus; cytoplasm. The record is from RefSeq and is a predicted model, not a curated record.